UCCGCCCUUCCCCCUGCCCCCAAGAUGGCGGCUGCCGGCGGCGCUCCGGUGCGGCUGCGGCUGCAGUUCGAUUUCCCGCCGCCGGGCAGCCCGGGCUGCGCGCUGUGCUGGUUGCUGCUGGAGCCCGGCCAGGCGCGCCUGGUCACCGACCUGCUCAGCAUCAUCCGCCACCGCUUCGGCUUCAGCCGCCGGGCCCGCCUCAGCCUCUUCUUGGACGGAGCGCUGCUGCCGCCCACCGAGAGCGCCCGCCUCGUGCGGGACAACGACGCGCUGCGAGUUACGCUGGAGGAAAUCGCGGCAGAGGGGUGUGAAGAGGCGGACGAUGACUUCUGCGCACCGAAAGAUGAUAGAAAAAGGCACAAACGAAGGCAGAAGGCGCAAGGCAUGUCCAGAAGCGGAGAAGAAAAACAUCAAAAGGAAAAGAAAAAGAGUAAACGUAACCCGGAAUGUUCCUCUGGUAGGGAGGACACCACUGGGGAUGUUUCUGACACUCGGAAAAAAUCCAAAAAGAGAAAGAGAAGGGAAGAAAACAGUGGGAUGGUUCCCAGAUCUUCUGAAGGGAAGAAGGGAAGUGCUGACAGACCCCCAAAGCUCCAGAAGGCACAGAGGGAGGAGCGGCCAGCAGCCAGAGAGAAGGACGGGCAGCGGGCAGCAAAGGUGGCCCAUGGGCGGGCGGAUGGCAGUGCUACUCUGAUGGCUGCUAAGAGCACCUCCAAAAAUCUGAUACCAGAGGUCCGGAAGCAGAGGGUGGGAACAUCGGAGUCCUCCAGCGCAUCGUCCGACAGUGACAGCAGUGAAUCAAAUGUAAAGCACAGUAAAUCUUCCCACAGACCUGCAGCAACAGCGCUUCCCAGAGACAAAGCACAAACUGCAAUGACUGCUGUUGCUCGUAAUCAAAUGUCUAAUGCUGAACAUUGCAGUAAGACUGCAGUUAGUAAAAACGCUAAGAAAUCGCAGUCCUCCAGUUCAGAUUCUGACUCAAGCUCCGAGGAUGAAAGAGCAGCAGCACAAGGCAGUACUGCAAAGCAGGCGCUGCCCAACAGUGCAGCAGCAGCACAGACUGGGCCCACUGGUGCUCCCAAAGCCAGGAGCUCCUCCUCCGAGUCGGACAGUUCCGAUUCGGAAACACUCGUCAUUAAAAAACCUGCAGCCAAUGCUGGACUGAGUAAUUCCAUAGCAACAAAUGGUUCCAAACAGUCACCAGUGGGAAUCCAAGGGCCGGCUGCCGGGCCGGGGCGUGGGAGAGGGCGUGCAGCAGGAGAGGGGAACUUCUGGAGAGGACCGAGGGGCCGGGGGUUCCGGGGGAUGGUGAGGGGUCGGGGCAGAGGAGAAAGCCCUGGCUUCUUCUAUAGCUACAGCAGUGAAGGCCAGAAACAGAGGCAGUUACACGAAGCUGUGACAAACACUUCUGUUCCUGUCCAGAAUGCUGUGGAUGUUCCCAAGAGAGACUACAGCGUUCUACCACUUCUAGCUGCCCCACCACAAGUGGGAGAAAGAAUUGCCUUUAAGCGCUUGGAACUAAAUGAGAACUACAGUCCUGAAGUUUCAUCAUAUAAGGAGGGGAGAAUAAUCAGUUGGAAUGCUGAUAAAAAACAGAUCGAGCUUGAGAUCCUUUCCUCAUCAGCAAGCCAAAUUGCUAAAGAGCCAGGGAAGUUUGAUCUGGUUUAUCAGUCUGCAGAUGGGGCUGAGCUGAUCGAGUACGCCGUUCCUCAGGACACAAAGAUAACUGAAAGUUGGGAUUCGCUGAUUGAGCCCAGAUUAAUUGUUGAGCCUCCAGUUAACGGAUCAGGCAUUGAAAACGGAGCAGUCUGAGAUGUGAACACGUGUAAAUACUUGUGUGGACUUGUUUCAUGAGAAGCUGCCUUCCAGUUCUGAGGGCAGCAGGUGCACUGGUGGUUAUUUUUCGUACAUGGUUUUAAAAUAAACACUGUUUUCUUAAGGUAUGGUUUUGUGGUGAUACGAGAAUGCUUUGUUUAGUAUAGAUUUAAUAUAGAUUCGAUUUUUUUUUUUAAAUAGAAUCUUAGUUUUUAUAUUCUACUUCUGCGAGCUGCAAAACUGGAAUGGUUUGAUAGAAAAUAUAAAAUAUGACCUUGUGCUGUGUUGGUAGCUCUGCUGCUAUGUUCUGUUUUGUCUAGAGCAGUGUAUCUGCUAUACAGAGCUUGCUGUAAGGAUAAUUAAAAACCACCAUUGAAAACAA
Lagopus muta (rock ptarmigan) is the source of this 2197-nucleotide messenger RNA. It is a transcript of the gene COIL, whose product is annotated as coilin. The transcript is spliced from 7 exons. Gene Ontology annotation, biological process: spliceosomal snRNP assembly. NCBI's taxonomy places the organism in Eukaryota, Metazoa, Chordata, Aves, Galliformes, Phasianidae. Gene Ontology annotation, cellular component: Cajal body. Gene Ontology annotation, molecular function: U1 snRNA binding; U2 snRNA binding. The record is from RefSeq and is a predicted model, not a curated record. Bases 25 to 1812 code for a protein of 595 amino acids.